Messenger RNA from Trichobilharzia regenti, 4602 nucleotides. NCBI's taxonomy places the organism in Eukaryota, Metazoa, Platyhelminthes, Trematoda, Strigeidida, Schistosomatidae. The record is from the annotation of a GenBank genome assembly.
CAAUGCACUCCUUCAAAUUUGCGCGUGUACUUGAAAUGUCAACUAGAUGUCGUUGACUUUUUAAUGAGUAAAUGGUGAGAAAUACUUGUUAAGAUCUUCGAGCCUUACAAAUUAUAACUAACUAGAACUUAAGGUUGACAUAUCUGAAAGUCUUGGUGAUGACAAAAAAUUAAAUAAAUUUGCGCAUAGGAUCAAAUAAAUGAAAGUGGAUUGUUUUGUCUUCCAAAAAUGUUACUCUUUUUGUUGGUAAACUAGAAAAAUAAAAACCAAGGAGCUGAAAACAGACCUUCUUUUACACACACACACACAUAGAAGAACUGAUGAAAUGUCAUAACCAUUCAAUCACAAUGUUUCCUAUUGAAAAACGACAAAGACAUUUAUCAAUGAAAAGAACUAAUCGAAUUGUACUAGCACCCAUUCAGUAUAAAACACUCUUGUCAGAGGAAAAUCAAUUUCAUUGUCAAAUAUUUAAACCAAAACUAUCUGACAGUCGAAAAACCUUACAUAGAAUUUCGAGCAAUACCAAUAAUCAUACAUCAAUGAUAAGCUAUCAUUAUAAAUAUGGAUUCAGUUUAUCGGAUGAAGAUGGCAGCACAAACAGUGAAGUUACUGAUGACUCUGAGAAACGUGUCUUAGCAGCAUUUGGUCAACGGAAGCAUGUUGUAAAAGAAUUAGUUAAAACACAGAUAGAUUUUACAACAGAUAUGAAAACUGUUCUAUUGGUAUUCAAUUCUAUCACAAUGCAGGUAAAUGAAUCAGAUCGAUAUGCAUUAUUGGGAAAUUUGGAUCAAUUGGUUCGAGUUAAUGAUAAUAUAUCCAUGCUACUACAACAAGAAAUUGAUGAAUAUCCUGAUAAUCAAGUGGGCAACGCUUGUGUAGGUAAAUGUAUGCUUUCUUCAAAAUCCUCCAUAAAUGAAGCACUGAAGACAUAUAUUGUGAACUUUUCUGUUGAUGCUUCUACAAAGAGCCCAGAAGUUCAAAAGUUCGCAAUGCUGGGAUUUAAACGCUUACAAAUUGAACGUCCAAAUAUAAUGAGUUUAAAUGAUGAAUUAAUUAAACCAGUUCAACGAUUGGUAAAAUUAAAACAACUAUUUGAAUUACUCAAAGAUGUAACGCCAAUCAGUCAUCCAGAUUGUGCCGCAACGAUGGAAAUGUUUGAUAAUUUUAAUGAAUUAGCCUAUGAUGUCAACGAAGUAAAACGAUGGAAAGAUUUAUGUAUUAGUGCAUCUGAUGAAACAAAUAAAACCUCUAUCAUGGAUAUGGUUGAUAAAACUACCAAAAGAAUACUGACAAAAGUAGCACGUACUUGCAGUGCAGAAGUUAAUCGAAAAUUGCAGGUUCAGCAAAAGUUUACCGCUGAAAGAGAAACAAUCAAUCAAUUAGAAAAAUCGUGUACACUUUUACGUAAUGCAGUGGAAUCUCGUUAUAAAAAAAUGCAGAGUGUUAUAAUCGCUCAGAGAGAUUUUGUCUCACAACUGAAAGAAAUAUUUACACAAAACAAUAGAUUACAACUUCAUAGUGAAAUACCAAUACUCACUAAUUCGCCUAAUUGUUGUUUUCCUAUGGAGUUAAUAGAGGAUUAUGAAACUGCACUGAAUUCCUUAAUUAUACAUAUGCAAGAAACCUAUAUGAGAAGAUUAUCAUCCAGUGUUACAUCUCGUUUGGAUGAAUUAAAUCAACUGUUAAAUCAUGCAAAACGCUUAUUACAAAAAUAUGAUAGCACUGAACUAGAUAUUUUAUUACUGGAUGCUUCUGUAAAACAUCAGAAUCAAAAAAGUUCACAAUUUGUUGCUGCAAUUCAUGAACAGAAAGAAGAAAGCGUGCGAACCUUGUCUACUCUACAAUCUGGCCUAGAAAACAUGUUGCCUAAUUUCAUAAAACACUCAAAUAAUAUUUUACAAUCUGUCUGUCAAUACAGCUACAUCCUUCAUGGGAAUAUUAUGCAAGAAUUUGGAAAUUUACUUCAAAAAUGUAUUCAGGAGUAUGAAAGUAAUCAUCCUGAGAGACAAACCGAUCAGAAGAUAUCUCCUGCAGAGUUUAUUAAUCGAAUAGAUGAGUUGAAAUCCCUUCUACCUGAUCGAAAAAGUCGUCGUAGCCGACGAGCAAAUGAAUCAUCCUCCAGUAUACCUAAAAUUGAUCAAUUACAGUCAGAUGAAAAAGCCAGCACACUUCUUCAAGAAAUAGGUACGUUUCUAUUUGCCUUUCAUAUUUUUAUUUUCAGUUAUAUACUUUUCUUUAUAUAUUUAUUUAUUUAUUUCAGUAAAAUUAUUAUUUUAUGGGUUUUUAUCACUGAGACAUUUUCUGGAGAAAUUUUCAAAGUGAACCAGUUAUUUAUUUGUGUUUUCUGAAUUGUGAUCAUUAUCUUGAUGUUUAUUUUCCAAAAUUUUGUACUUUUCUGAUUGAUAAUCGAUCGAUUGACUUGUUCUGAGGCAUGGUAAUACUCAUUUGUAAUUGUAAUCUUCAGGAUCCGAAUACCAGUAAACCAGAGAACAACUUAGAAAGGAGAAAAGUCAGAAAUUCGUUUACAAUGGAGUUAUUUGUAUUGUAUAACUUUGAAAGAAGUAUUUCGUUUUAUAACACAAAGUAAAAGAUUCCAGUUUUAGGUUGUACUAGUUAUGUUGUAUUCGGUAUUAUUAUCAAUAUACCUUCGGGUUUCGAGUAGAGCAUACAACUUCAACAACAUAUCUCCAUUGUGUCCUGUCCUCCAUAUUCCUCCUUAGCUAGCCUCACGACAGCUCAUAAUUUCCCAUCUCCUUCUCGGAUGAUCACCUCCAUGUCACCAUGUAGCUCACGCCAACAGUCAUGUCUCAUUAGGCUUCCACUCAAGUGACUUACAAAAGAUUUCACACGAAAAUCUCCUCAGAGCGUGUCGUAUCCCUUUUCAUUCUCUUCAGCAUAUUUAUUGUGAGACAGGUAAUCGGUUGGUUCGUUGAUAUAAUUCCUUAUUGAUAAUCCUUUUUAGCCAUCUGAUUUUCAGUACAGUGCGAGGGUAACUGCUGAUAAAAGUUUUCAGUCUACUGGGAAUGCUGCUGGUGACACACCAACUCUUUGAACCAUGUAGAAGUACUGACUGACUGACUCAACAUUGAUGUUAAAAUUGAAUCUUGUUUUUAUGCUGAUUUUCAAACUGGUUUUAUAUUACUGAAUGUCUGUCAAGCUUUCUCGAUCCUAGGUGGUUUUAACAUCCUUAUUUGUGCCGUCUGGAGUUGAAAUAAUACUGCUCAAAUAAGUGAAGGAAGUGACCUCUUCCAUUGAUAGUGAUUGGUACUUCUUGUUGUUAGCCGUUAAGUAUCUUCAUCACCUCUGUCUUCUUUAUGUUCACUUAAAGUCUUGUCUUCGCUGCCCGCCUCUUCCUCCAACUUACUGGUUUCCCCCUGUAAGUCUUCGAAUUUAUAUUACACUAGACAUAAAUCGUCCUUGAAGUCCAGAUCUUCUAGAGUCUACUUAUCAACCCAACAUAUUCGUGUCUUCUUGCUCCACAUGGUGUAACACUGAAUUCAGUUCACCGCAAUAAGGAAUAUUAUCGAUCAUAGUAGGCAGUUUUGUCUCACUCUUGUCUUCACUUUAGUGUUAAUUGCUGAUAAAAGUUGAGUUGGAUAGAGACGUGGUUGAGAAUAAUCUGAAGUAAUGAUUAGGCGUAAGAUAACUACUGUUCUUACUAAUAAACUGUUGGUUGAAUUAGGGAAGGCAGUUGAUGACUUCCCGAAUAUUGUUAAACAAGUCUUUAGUAGUACAUCACCUAUUCUAAAUUCAGACUGAUAACCUAUAGACACAGGAGGACUAAUUAUUUAGAUAAUAGUGAAUAUGAUUACAAAUGUUACUACACUUCCGUUACUUUGUUAGCUUUAUAUGUGAAAAAUUUGUGGAAAAAUUGUUAUGACGUAAUGAUACACUGUAAUCAUUAAAUAAUAAAUAAUUGUCCAGGUAUAUUUUAUUUCAUCAUUUUUCUCAUUUGUUAGCUUCCGCCUUCAUCAGUUGAACAUUAUACUGAAAAUUAUAUUUUCUGGUGUAUAUAAAUAUUUCAUUAGUAUACUUCAAUGUCUUACAUAUAUAUUUCCUCACUCUGAACAUGCUAUACUGUUAAUUUGCUGAAACAGAAUCAUAAAUACUUUCUGUGCUUCACUGUCAUUGUACAACCGUGAUUCAAAUUCAAGUACAGAUUAUCGUAGCAGAAAAACCAGCUCAAAAGAAAAUAUCAGAAGAGAUACUUUAGAUCCAGUCUCAACACAAAAGUUGUACGAUGUGAAUCUGAUCGUGGACACAGUCGAAUAUCCAGUGGAAAUUCUUCAAAUUCUGAUUGCUUCAAACAAACACUUUUAAAACCAGAACAAGCUUCCACCUCUAAAGUGAAUAAAAUUGAAACAUUUUUAAACGAAGCUACUCAUAGAAUAAAUGAAGAUUUUUGUAAUCAGCAUAAUCUUUCUCUACCUAAAGGUCAAUUAGUAACUAUGAUUCGCUCCUACGAUUCAAACGGCAAUAAAGAUUGGAGUUUAGUGAAAUUUUAUCCAUACGGUGAAAUGCGAUUUGUACCGAGCAAUUGUCUUGAAACAGUUAAAAACUCCUAGAUGUAUUCCUCUUACAGAUAAUAUUAUUAUUAUUAUU